CCUUCACAGCGGGCCUCGUUCCUCUGACCAUUCGCAGGAGAAGGUGAAUCCAGCGUCUGGGGCUCUCCUCUGUUUGUCUGCUGCCAACCUGAUCGACGAGCAUCACCAACGCCCAUAAAGUAGCACUCUCCAGGAACUAAAGCUCGCUGCUAGAAGCCCCGCUGCCCCUCCGCACCCCCCGCCGGCUCCGUUGUUCAGUGCAGUGGUCGUGAUUUGGACCGGAGCCUUUGUAACCGUUAUCAGCUUUAGUCCUCUCAUGUAUCACAUGUACUGUACAAGUUAGCGACUUCUUAUCACUGUGCGGCUAGUCUCCCUCUUUGGACUGAUUCACUGCGACUGUUUGACUUCUACACGAAAAAUGGCAACCCAGAUCGAUAAAGAGGCUUGCAGAGAGGCUAACAACCAGGUCCGAGACGAUAACACGGACACCAACUGGGCUUGUGUUAAAUAUGAGGGCUCCAUGAUCCUACCUGGAGGAACAGGGGCGGACUAUGAGGACUUCAGGGGCUUGUGCACAGAUGACGCUCGUCUGUUCGCCUUCGUCCGCAUCACGAUGGGAGACGCCAUGAGCAAACGGGCCAAGUUCACCCUCAUCACCUGGAUCGGGGAGAACAUCAGCGGGCUGCAGCGGGCCAAGGUCAGCACCGACAAGGCGCUGGUCAAAGAAAUCGUGCAGAACUUUGCCAAGGAGUUCAUGUUCAGUGACCCCCGGGAGCUGGAUGCUGACAACAUCCGCUCAGAGCUGAAGAAGGCUGGGGGGGCCAACUACGACGCUCAGGCCGAGUAGAGAAGUGCCAUGUCCACGGGAGGGGUUGGGUGGGGGGGGUCCGUUGUGGUCAGGGUGGGGUGUGGUGGAAAAAGUGGGGCGGGGGGGGUUGGGACAAGGC
Molecule: messenger RNA, 887 nt
Organism: Trematomus bernacchii (emerald rockcod)
Lineage: Eukaryota; Metazoa; Chordata; Actinopteri; Perciformes; Nototheniidae
Gene: cotl1
Product: coactosin-like F-actin binding protein 1
Biological process (GO): regulation of actin filament polymerization
Cellular component (GO): cortical actin cytoskeleton; plasma membrane; site of polarized growth
Molecular function (GO): actin filament binding
Source: RefSeq, a predicted model, not a curated record